Molecule: messenger RNA, 3828 nt
Organism: Phyllostomus discolor (pale spear-nosed bat)
Lineage: Eukaryota; Metazoa; Chordata; Mammalia; Chiroptera; Phyllostomidae
Gene: TMEM53
Product: transmembrane protein 53
Exons: 3
Coding region: 118-954 (278 amino acids)
Source: RefSeq, a predicted model, not a curated record
GCAAUAUCGGCGGAGGUGGGUGGUGACUGGGCGGUGCCCACGAGGCCCCGGGUGAAGUGUGAGUGCGCGAGCGCGAGUUCCGGUGGGAGGGCAGCGCUGACGGCCGGCACCUUCACCAUGCCCUCGGCUGAGCUGGACUACACCAUCGAGAUCCCGGAUCAGCCCUGCCGGAGCCGGGAGAACAGCCCGAGCAAAGGUGGGAAGGAGGCUGGGACUCGACAGCCAUUGGUGAUUCUCUUGGGCUGGGGUGGCUGCUCGGACAAGAACCUUGCCAAGUAUAGUGCCAUCUACCACAAAAGGGGCUGUAUCGUGAUCCGAUACACAGCUCCGUGGCACAUGGUCUUCUUCUCCGAGUCCCUGGGCAUCCCUUCACUUCGUGUUUUGGCCCAGAAGCUACUUGAUCUCCUCUUUGAUUAUGAGGUUGAGAAGGAACCCCUGCUCUUCCAUGUCUUCAGCAACGCUGGUGCCAUGCUGUACCGAUACGUGUUGGAGCUCCUGCAGACCCAUCGACGCUUCUGCCACCUGCGUGUGGUGGGCACCAUCUUUGACAGCGGUCCUGGUGAUAGCAACCUGGUGGGGGCUCUGCAGGCCCUGUCAGCCAUCCUGGAGCACCGGCCUGCCGCGCUGCGCCUGCUGCUGCUGGUGGCCUUCACCCUGGUGGCAGUCCUGUUCCACAUGCUGCUCGCUCCGCUCACCACCCUCUUCCACACCCACUUCUAUGACAGGCUACUUAACGCAGCCUCUCGCUGGCCCGAGCUCUACCUCUACUCGAGUGCCGAUGAGGUGAUCCGGGCCAGGGAUGUGGAACGUGUGGUGGAGGCUCGCUUGGCGCACCAGGUCCAGGUGCGCUCGGUGAACUUUGUGUCAUCUGCCCAUGUCAGCCAUCUCCGUGACUACCCCACCUACUACACGAGCCUCUGCGUUGACUUCAUGCGAAGCUGUGUCCACUGCUGAGAUCCUUGUCCCACCCACCUCACGUCUGUUCCAGAAAUAAAUGCCUGACGCCUCCCUAUAGCCUGUAUCCAUGGGUGGGGUCCUCUUCUGGUUAGAUUCCCUUUGGGGCUUUGAGGUCGCCCAAGCAGAGAAUUCCCUUGGGCCCCUGUCCUGGGGGACUGUGGUGGUUGCUUAUCCCAGGAUCCUAGGGGGUGGAAGUCCGUGGGCAUGUCUCUGGGGGAGCCUGGCGGUGGUUGUGUUUGGUCCAGUGUAGCUGCCAGGCUGCUAAUUCCUGUGGCAUUCAGGCCGAUGGGUUUGACCAAGUGCAGGUGGGGGGCUGAUAAUGAGGCCCAGGGUUCAUUUCUGAUUCCUCGAAUGGAAAGUGAGCUUUGUGAGGAGGUGCCAGAGGGCAGGAUCAGGCUGGGGCAGGUGCUGUGAUCUCUGCUCCAAGUUCCUGGAAGGGCAAAGCCCGGAGGCAUGAAGUGCCAUCCCUGUGGAUGCCUCUCAGCGUUUCAUGCAGAGACUUCUCCAACCUCACUGCCGGGGAGUCUGAGGCAGAAGUCGGAUGGGGAGCUGAGGGUGCAGAGGUGGUGGGCCUGCCCAGGUCCACACUUUGCCAGGAAGCCACUGGAUCCAGGGAGGUUGCAAAGUGUGUGUGUGAUGGGCAGAUGGAGUGGGAGCAGAAGGAAGACAGCAGUGCCAUGUGGGAGCUGGGGCAGGUGAAGCCAGGAGCCUGGAAGACCAGCACCAGGGCUGGGGCCAUUUGGCUGAAACAUCAAACUCCCUCAUCUCCGUGACGGGGUCCCACUUGGAUCCUUUCUGGGCUGGAGUGGUGGCUCUAGCCUUAGAAUUCUGUGUCUUCUGUCAUUCCACAAGUGCCUGCUCCACAAUGUUGGCACAAAAUAGGCAUUCAGGAACUCUGUUGAUUGAAUGAGCGUACUGUGGUGAUCGAGGGACUGGGGGGCGGUGAUGAGCUUUGAGAGUUUGACAGGCAGUGGAGGAGAUGGCUGGAAAAUCUGAGGGAGGGAGCUGAGUCCUGGUAUUCUCAGGGCUUGUGGACCCUCUGGGAGCUCUAUUUGCGUGGAGUCUGUCCACCUGGCCCUCUGGGGGGCUUGGCAGCUGAGUCCUAGGCUGUGUGGCUGCAUUCCUAGCUAUGGCCAACAGGUGGCAGUGCUGCCUGUGCCAUGAGUCGGAGAUGGCGAAUCCCACAGCACCCGAGCUUCAGGCCCUCACUCUUGGAGAGCAUAUGGCCCCAGGGUGGGAGUAACCAGCCACGAAAGACCUACUAAGUUCAAGGCAGGGAGAAGGGAGAGUGGAGACCUGAACUGAGCCUGCCUGAUGGGAACUGGUCAUUACCUGCUUGUCUUCCAAACCCUUAGCAUCACUGUGGCUGUUCCACCUGGACAGGCCACAUCCUUUCCUGUAGAAUCGCUGGUCUCAGGAUUCUUGUGUUCAGGCUGUUUGGAGCCAUCAAACUGGGCAUGGAGCUGUGAUGGGCCUCCGCUGGGCUUCAACUGGGGUGAUUUGUCACUGGGUGCAGGAGGUGGGUGCUGCCGACUGGACCUGAUUCUGUCACGUGCACUGUGGGCAUCCCAGAGAUCGGUGUGUGUGAGGCAGUGGAUUUGGGAAGCUAGAGGGUGGACCUGGCAUGUGAGGAUUUGUAAGAAAAAGGAGCCUGGAGUUACGGAAAUACUCUGGGGUCUUGAAUUUGAGAGUAUUUCCUAAAAACAAGCUUUCUGUGGUGGGUGAGUACGCACCUGUGGCUUUGAGCACUGCCUGACCAAGCCCUUGGAUGCUCAUCGCUCGGGCAGUGGGCAGCCGUGGGGACGGCGACCUGACAAAGAAAGCAUCAUCUCCAGUGCCAGCUGCCCAGCCAUGGUUGCCUGACUUGAGGGUCUGCCUUGGAUUAUAGAGGUUUCUACUGUUUCCACUUGGGGUUCCAGGCAGUAGCAAUACUCGGCUACUGGUCACUGGGUUGGAGAACAGAAGCAAGCCACAAGGGUGCUGAGAUGGAGGUUCUGCCUUUGGUCCCUGGCUUGUUUCAGGGGACUAGAAAGUGUUGGAGGCUUGGGGCUUGCGUUUUCACCUGCCCUAGACUGGGGGCUAGAGCUUGCAUCCCCUCUGCACCCCCAAGCUCUGACCUCUUCUGUGAUUAAUGAGCUGACGAUUCCACAUCAAUAAAGAAUUAACCUGGAGCCCCCACCCAUCAAUAGUCAGGAGUCUAGGUCCUCAGCCCCACCCCCCACCCCAAUGUAGUACUCCAGGGUCCCUGAACAGACCAACCCCACUGUUUCCACACCCAUAGCCACGUCCUUUCCCCUACACUGCUGCCAGGAAUUAACCCCUUAACUGCCCCUGUUCACGCCCCCUCAGCACCCUCACCUCUACACACAAACACACAGGCAGCAGCUGUUUAUAUUGGUUUAAUCCAUGUCAAAUGUAGUUUACAAAGGGAAAGGACAAGUACCUUUGUAUAGAAUAUACAGACACAGCAUCACACCAUGGGGCCCAGGGGCGGGGCAGGGAGGCAGCACUUCUCCCUGGGAACAGCAGCUCUAAUCCCAGGAGUGGUUCUUAGCACGAGGCUGGGCAGGUGGGAGCACCCUCAUCCACCCCCAAUCUCAGCCCCUGCUGUAGCUCGGUUCCCAUUUCUGUACCUCCCCUGUUCCCAACUCCUUACAAAGAGCCCCAGGAGCUAACACUAAGGAGAGGGUCACGUCCCUUGGGGCAUGUGCCCCAUGUCUGGGAGAAGAAAUAUACACCACUGAACACCGAGCACAUGGGAGAGGGAAGGGACACUGUGGGAGAGGGAGAGGCAGGCACCCCAAGAGGUGGAUGGGCCGAGCCCCCAGCCAGCCCUGAAGGAGGCACCGCUUCCAGGUGUUCUUAAAAAAA